CUUCAACAGCCCGACCACGAGAGAAUACACACCCUUAACACACCCCCUUAACUAAGGUGCCAGUUCCCAUAUACCAAAAGCCAGAGCUUCAAACCCACUCCAGCCCAACCAAACAGUCCCAUAACCAAGGGGAUAUCCCACCACCGCCGGCACUGCCCAAUCCCACGAAAAUGCCUCCAUCCCCCUUCCCAGUCAUAGUCCACCCCUACCCAUCCCCCCUACCACAAUCAUACGCCUACGAGCUAUCCCACCCCGCCGCCUCCCCGUCCCAGCCGCCGCCACGCAACGCCAUCGUCUUCAUCGGCGGCCUGGGCGACGGCCCGCACACGGUGCCGUACGUGCGCGCCGUGGCCCGCGCCCUGGCAGGCGACGGGGCCGGGGUCGGGGGUACCUACUCGGUCUUCGAGGCGCGCCUGUCGAGCUCGUUCGACGGGUACGGGUACGCGACGGGGGGGUUGGCGGGGGACGUGGCUGAGGUGGGUGCGCUGGUGCGGUACCUCAGGGGGACGCUGGGGAAGGGGAGGAUUGUGCUUAUGGGGCAUUCUACGGGUUGUCAGGACUGCAUGGAGUAUGCAAACUACGAAAAGUACAACAACAGUCCCGUCGACGGCUUCAUCCUCCAGGGGUCGGUAUCGGACCGCGAGGGCCUUGCUCCGCUCAUGGACCGCGCAAAGAUGAAGGAGAGCCUGGACUUCGCGUCACGGCUGAUCAACGACGGGAAGGGAGAUCACAUCAUGCCCAAGGACAGGCUGCCGGAAAUGCUAACCACGCCAAUUACUGCAUAUCGGUGGCAUUCGCUUGCCGCUGUAGGGGGUGAUGACGACUACUUCUCCUCGGACCUACCAGAUGAGAAGGUGGCCGAGUUCUGGGGCCGGAUACAGAACCCCGUGUUGAUUGUGCCCUCCGAGAAGGACGAGCACGUUCCCGAAUACGUCGACUUCGGGAAACUCGUUGCUCGGUGGAAGAGUUUCUGUCGCCCGGGAAUUGCCAGCGAGCUGUCUGGUCUGAUCCCGGGGGCAAACCACACCGUCGAUCAGGCCGAAGGACGGGAAUGGCUGGCGGACCGGGUAGUGAAGUUCUUGGCCAGUCUCGAAGGGGGGAAAUAGAAACUUCGGAAAGGGGGUGAGAUGGUGACGAAAAAUAGAAAGCGAUCAAGCAGAGGAAAGGAAAUCCAUAAGCAGGCAGAUAAACGAUACUAGCCAGUACUAAUAGGACACCGUGAGGAGAUAGGCAGUUCCCUAGCACCAAAACUCGGGGAUCGGUCAUUAUUAAUGCAAGGGCGGGAGGGAAGCUGUUAGUUGCUCGGCAAUCUAUACUAGGUCGGCGACA
This is a messenger RNA of Phialemonium atrogriseum, 1329 nucleotides long. Its product is annotated as dolichol-phosphate mannosyltransferase. The transcript is spliced from 3 exons. The record is from RefSeq and is a predicted model, not a curated record. Bases 171 to 1106 code for a protein of 311 amino acids. NCBI's taxonomy places the organism in Eukaryota, Fungi, Ascomycota, Sordariomycetes, Cephalothecales, Cephalothecaceae.